AUGGACGAACAGGUAGUGUUCACCACGAACAACAGCGGGUGUGUGUCCAAUGUGCACUCAUUCGAGCAAGCAAAUCUGAGACAGUGUAAUGUCGGUGCGAAGAACAGUGCCGUGCUUGUAGGUGCUGACCAUCUUUUUGUGGCGCAAGGCCAGAAGGCGCUGAUCAACGUCUACGAUGUCAGCGGGUCCACGAAGAGAGAGUCUGUCGAGCAGCGGCUGCCCCUACCGGAGAGUGUCAACUGUCUGGAGGUGGUCGACUCGAUACCGUCCAUACAUGAGGGUGUCUCUGGUGUAGAUGGGGUCCAGCACCAGUUGGGGGCGUUCCAUCUGCCGUAUCUGCUCCUGGCAUCUACGGAGUCCGGAAAGCUGUACGUGUGGGAAUUGAAUUCUGGUGUAUUGCUGAACGUCAAGCAGAUGGCACACUACCAAAAUAUCACCAAGAUAAAAUCCGUCCUAGGUGGGAAGUACAUUAUAACGAGCGGGAUGGAUUCGCGUGUCAUCGUGUGGCAAACCGUCGAUCUCGUCUCGCAGGAAGAUCCCAAACCCGUCGCCGUGAUUCACGACCAUACUCUCCCAGUCACCGAUUUUGAAGUAUCGUGUACCUCGGGGGCGCAUCUCACCACUUCCGGAUUAAAGUUGUUCACCACAUCGUUGGAUUCGACGGUUAGGUGUUACGAUCUGAACCUGUGCGGGAACGACGGGAAGAUGAAGUAUGAUAGUGCUGCCAGCGCAGUAAAAUUGGUAGCCACUUUCUCCCUGCCACAUGCUGUCCACGCACUAGCAUUGGACCCCGCGGACAGAGCCAUCUAUCUCGGCACUGCGGACGGUUGUUACCAGUUGGCGCUCUACUACAAGCUGAACGGGACACAGAUGGCCAAUCUCACACAAUUAAGUAACAACACCAACAAGGGCAAGCUCUACUCUGUGCUAGAACUGAACACAGCGAUGACCCAGGAUCGGAACGCGCUGUUCAGUAUGGGCCAACUCGUCAUGGAGAAAGUGAUCGACUACUCCGUGGAGGUGCUGCGUGUAUCGCUCGACGGCACGGUCCUGUUGGUGGGGGACUCCCAAGGGAGGGUAUCCAUCACGGAGAUAUACUCUAAACAGAUCCUGCGGACUCUACAGGCGCUCACCACACAGGACACACUCGCGGGGAAGGUCACAAAUAUUCUACUCAACGUGUACAGUACGGAGGAGCGUGACAGAUUGUCUACAGUGCUCGGCAGUGGAGACUCUCAUAACAGCCACCACAAUACGAACAAGAUACCGAACCUGCAGAGGUCAAUGUACGACAGAAGCAAGCUCGGACAGCUUCACGAGAUAUGGUUCCAGACGGGCGCGGAGAUCCCAUCUGCAACUGCGGCAAUCGAAGACGCCACGCCGCUGUCGGAUCUCGACGCAUACCUGGACCACGCCAAGCAACAAGAACUUGUGUUCCAGACCGUGGACCGGACAGGAUCCGAGCAGAUCCGCCAACAGACACCAGGCGCAAGUGCGAGUGCAAGUGGAAGCGCGGCGUCCCCAGAGGAGGUCGCCCGCCUGCAGGAGCAAGUCCAUAAGUUAACCGAGGCCUACAAAGAGUUGCGCAGCAUCAACGAGACGCUGCUGCGGGACCGAGUCUGA
Huiozyma naganishii CBS 8797 is the source of this 1623-nucleotide messenger RNA. RefSeq names its product chromatin-binding/pre-rRNA-processing protein IPI3 (gene IPI3). Gene Ontology annotation, molecular function: protein binding. The transcript has a single exon. Gene Ontology annotation, biological process: DNA-templated DNA replication; rRNA processing. The record is from RefSeq and is a predicted model, not a curated record. Gene Ontology annotation, cellular component: nuclear pre-replicative complex. Bases 1 to 1623 code for a protein of 540 amino acids. Lineage: Eukaryota; Fungi; Ascomycota; Saccharomycetes; Saccharomycetales; Saccharomycetaceae.